AUGGAGGUUGUGAUGGCGGGAUUUGAAUCCCAUCGUGAGGUUGUAGUCAAAAGAUUUUUGGGCAGAUCAGUAUGGGGAGGGAACUGUGAGAUCAAAACCCAUGAAGCAGGUCUCCUUGAAUCUCAUCCUCAUGUAGAAGUGGAUGUGCGUUAUAGGUUAUGCCAGCUCCCUGUGUCCGUGCUGCAGGGGCGGCUGUGGAGGCAUGCCGGAGCUUGGCAGGGCCGGGAAGGAGCACCUUACAGCAUGCGUGUGCCAUCUGACGAAGUAACUAUUAAUUACAGACACGGUCUUCCUGUGAUAACUCUUACGCUGCCCACAAGAAGUGAGCGCUGUCGGUUCACUGUUAAGCCAAUGGUGACCACAGUAGGUCAGGAUGUGCAGAGAGAAGAUAAAGGAAUUGAGAGGGCCGAAGUCUUUGCAACAGAUGGUAGCAAGGUCUCUGAUGCAACGUUGAUGGAAGUCUUAUUGAUGAAUGACUUUAAACUUGUUAUCAACAAAACAGCAUACAGUGUGUCACCUCCUGUAAAAGAUAAGCUGAGUAGUGAGCAUGCCACUGAAAUGGAAGAUAUCAAAUCCUUGGUUCACAGACUGUUUGUGGCUCUACACUUAGAAAAUCACCAGAUCAGGAAAGAGAGAGAAUUGCUACAGAAACUGGACCAUCUGAAGGAAGAGCUGCUGCCUCUUGAACAGAUGAAAGCCAGAAUCACGGACAGUGCGGAUGCAAAGACCUCCAGGCUCCUAUGGGUUGGCUUAGCUCUGAUGUCCACACAGGGGGGAGCAUUGGCGUGGCUCACGUGGUGGGUGUAUUCGUGGGACAUCAUGGAGCCGGUCACGUACUUCAUCACUUACGGGAGUGCCAUGGCUUUCUACGCCUACUUUGUUCUUACUAAACAG
Cariama cristata (Red-legged seriema) is the source of this 894-nucleotide messenger RNA. It is a transcript of the gene MCUB, whose product is annotated as coiled-coil domain containing 109B. The record is from RefSeq and is a predicted model, not a curated record. Gene Ontology annotation, cellular component: uniplex complex; mitochondrial inner membrane. The transcript has 7 exons. NCBI's taxonomy places the organism in Eukaryota, Metazoa, Chordata, Aves, Cariamiformes, Cariamidae. Gene Ontology annotation, molecular function: calcium channel inhibitor activity. Gene Ontology annotation, biological process: calcium import into the mitochondrion; mitochondrial calcium ion homeostasis. The annotation marks the transcript as partial.